Lolium perenne is the source of this 1409-nucleotide messenger RNA. RefSeq lists its product as uncharacterized. NCBI's taxonomy places the organism in Eukaryota, Viridiplantae, Streptophyta, Magnoliopsida, Poales, Poaceae. The record is from RefSeq and is a predicted model, not a curated record.
GGUACGCUCAGCUCCUCUCUCGCGAAACAGCACGUCGGGGCAAUCGAUCUACCAGAGCUCUCGAGUAGGUCGCCGUCCUUCUCCCUCCUUUCCUACUCCGGCCUGCUCCCUCCUCUCUCUUCCCUCCUCUAGGAAAUCCGGCAUACCCUUCGCCCUUCUUCCCUGCCGACUUGCAGCGCCGCCGUCCGCCGCCGUUACCCUGCCCAAACCCUAGGGUCGAGCUUGGGGUUGGGGAACGGCGCGGGAUGCUCCCCUGGUGGCGCUAGCCCCGCCAGUAUCUUCUGGCCGUGGUGACGCGGCUGCUCUCUCCGCUGGCACGGACGCGGCCGUCCGUCCGGCCGGCCGGCCAGCCUCUCCCGUGGUAGAUGGUCCUCCAUGCGAUUGAUUGCCUGGCCUCUCUCCCGUGGUUGAUUCUCCACUAGCACACAUGCGCUGGCCAGCCGGAUUGUGCAGUCCUUGAUUGAUCCCCUGGCACGCACGCGAAUGAGCGGCAUCUUGCUUUCUCUAUGAUCUAGUAUUUUAGUUUACUCUGUACAAUAAGUGGGGCUUCAGGAUGUAAGUGGCAGCAGCGUUUCGCGAUCCCACAUACGCCGCCCGCGAAAUUUGGCCCAAAUGGCGUAAGCGGCCCACCACAAGAUUUAUAUGGCGCUGGUGGACAAAACCUGAAAGGCCACGAUUCCCAGCGGCUCAUCCUCGAGCAGACGGAGGGGCUCCUCCUCCGCGCGACCGCGCCGCCACUCGUCUCCUCCGCGCCGCCCCCGACCACCUCCUCCGCCCCGGACCACCUCCUCCGCCCCCGACCACCUCCUCCGCGCCGCCCCCAACCACCUCCAGCGGCAGCAGCAUGCGCCGCCCCAACCACCUCCAGCGGCAGCAGCACGCGCCGCCCCCAACCACCUCAAGCGGCAGCAGCAGAUGGAUCUGGCGGAGCCUACCUUCCCCGUGCCCUCCGCCUCGACCAUGGCCGCUCCAGCACCAGCAGGCCCGUGCAGCGGCGGGAGCAAGUCCGUGCUCGACGGGAUGGCUGGCCCAUCCAUGAAGCCGGUUGAGCUCGAAGAAUUGGCUGCCUCAUCCAUGAAGCCGGUUCACCUCGAAGAAAUGGCUGGCCCAUCCAUGAAGCCGGUUGAGCUCGAAGAAUUGGAUCCCAUGGGUGAUGUUGACAAGCAGAGGCUAAAGUGGGAAACCAUCAAUGAGGACCAGCAGGUGUGGGAUGCCCUUGAUGAGCAGCGAAACUUGAGCAAGAACUCUGAAAUGCUCACAGUUUAUGCUGUUUCUAGAGGUUACCUCUACUGGAUGCUCUCUUUUGUUUUUGGCUGCAGCAAUGCCAUGUAUCGACAUGCCUGCCUCUUUACUGAAACCUGUAUGUUGGUGUGUCGUUAACGAGAUUCAGAUUGAUGUUUUCUGCUGAA